Molecule: messenger RNA, 1209 nt
Organism: Auanema sp. JU1783
Lineage: Eukaryota; Metazoa; Nematoda; Chromadorea; Rhabditida; Rhabditidae
Source: the annotation of a GenBank genome assembly
AUGGCUGAUUAUAUUAAACAGGUCACUAUUACAGGUGAUCUAACUGAAAUCGGAGAAAAGGAUGAUCUAUUGAGAGCCUGGUGUAAAGAAGUAGCUAAGGAAAUUUGGGAGCAAAAAGCAGAAUUUGCUUGUGUUCACGUUCAAGGCCUGUUGAAUAGCCGAGAUCCAGAUUUCACUGCUCGUGUAGUUUUAGGAGGAAUUAUCGAUGAUCCCGAGAUUUACCGCCAGUUUGAAUCAUCAAGGGCCUUCUUUGACACACGUUUGACUGGCCUCGGGUCACUGUAUUUGUUCAAGAAUAGACAAGAUGUACAAUAUUUCGAUAGAUUCUCUAACGCAGGUUAUCAUGCUCUUGCACUUGGGCAUAAACAUGUCAUAGGAGAUACUGAAUGCGAAGGCUUUCUUCAAAAUACUUUCAAUCAGAAAUAUUCCUUUACCAGAGAUUUCUAUAGAGAUGAUGGUUCACGAGAUAUCCAGCAACAAAGAACUGGCUUCCUGUUGGCUCGUUUUAGAAUUUACUCCAAAGAAGUUACUUUUAUAAAUCUGAAUUUGCAUUCCGUACCGUUCGAAGACGUGAAUGAAAUUGUAGAGCAACCUCAAAUCACUAAGGCUGCUCAAACGAGGGAAAAACAAAUCGAUUUGCUACUCUCAGAACUGGAAGAAGAAGGACUAAAGAACGAUUCCAUAAUAGUAGCGGGAGCUUUCAAUUCGCAAUUACACGAAACGGAACUAUUGGACUACCUUGCUAAGACGCAAAGAGUAUCAACAGUAGCUCGGAAAGAUAAUCAGGGCAAUGUGGAAGCCAUCGAGCAUAUUGAUCGGCACGGAAGGAAUAUCACAACGGUACAGCGAAGUUGCUUCGAUCUUCAUUCUAUUCAUGAUUGGUUCUUCCGGCUUGGCAGAGGACAAAUGGUGAAAAGAUACAAUGGUGAACUCGCCGCAGUAGCUUUCAAAGGACAAUUGAAAGAAGAAAGCGUGUUCUUCCAGCCCUCACGAUCAUAUGAAUGGACAGAAAAAGAAAAGGAGGAGUUCAUGAGAAAGUUGUGCCCAGCUUGGGCUGAUAGGAUCCUUUAUAAUGAAACUAUGGAUCGCCUCUUCCGGCAUGAUUCAUUCUGUGCAUCAGGCUUGUAUUACGGACUCGUAGCAGAGAAUACAUUUGUCGGUCCUAACAAACCAGUGGCUUUCCAUGCAACUAUUUGUUUGAAACAAUAA